This is a messenger RNA of Hemibagrus wyckioides, 1684 nucleotides long. RefSeq names its product serine/threonine-protein kinase pim-1-like. Gene Ontology annotation, cellular component: cytoplasm. The coding region runs from base 119 to 1297 and encodes 392 amino acids. Gene Ontology annotation, biological process: regulation of mitotic cell cycle; protein autophosphorylation; negative regulation of apoptotic process. Lineage: Eukaryota; Metazoa; Chordata; Actinopteri; Siluriformes; Bagridae. Gene Ontology annotation, molecular function: ATP binding; protein serine/threonine kinase activity. The record is from RefSeq and is a predicted model, not a curated record. The transcript is spliced from 9 exons.
UCUGAUAUUUACAAGAAAAAAUGAGUGGUCUAAUGUCCUUCACUCAGACUGAUUAGACUUUUUUUCACGAUGAAAAAAACACCCCUUGAUUUGACUGAGUUUUAGAAUUUAAGACGUAAUGAAGUUUGCGUCAUUGCCAUGGCAACGGUUAUUUUUUAAACAGAACAACACACGCGCUGACCAGAGAGGAUUAUCUGAUUUUGGCAAGUGCUGCAUUCUUGAUAUAAAUACAUCGUUCCUGAAGAUGAUGGACCUAGUGUGGGAUAUGGACUACCACCGAUCGCAGGAUACAGCUGAAAUGCCCGUUUUCACGGAGCUGCAAGCUGAGAUGUGGGACUUGGACUCAGAGGCAGAUGACACCCCGAUGCCUGAAAAGUUCACAACCUACCAAGACAUCCAGUCUGAGGAUUGGGAUGUGGACGACGAGGUCCAAGAGGUGCCCACUUUACACCCUGCUUGUCUGGAAUUCCUCAGUGAUCCAAAGGCACAGAGAUUUCUCGAUCUGUACACCAUCGGAAAUCUGCUGGGGAGUGGAGGCUUUGGAUCAGUGUACGAAGGAGUUCGUAGGAAAGAUGGACAGCAGGUCGCCAUUAAACACAUCCGUAAGGAUGGCUCGGAGCUGUACAUCACAGUUCCUGGUGAGACCUGCAAGCUCCAUCUAGAGGUGGCUUUAAUGCAAAUGCUGUCAAAGCCACCUCACUGCCAGUACGUUCUGCAGCUUGUGGAUUGGUUUGAAAUGGACAACAGCCUCCUGUUAGUCCUGGAAAGACCAAUCCCCUGCAUGGACGUAUAUGAGCUACUGUUGAGUGAAGGAGGCACACUCAGUGAGGUGCUGGCCAAAAUGAUCAUGCUGCAGGUGGUCGAGGCUGCCCGCUACUGCCAAAGUCGGAAGGUUUUCCACCGUGACAUCAAGGCGGAAAACCUUCUUUUCAACUCCGACACCCUGGACGUAAAACUGAUAGAUUUUGGCUGUGGCGAUUUGUGGCAGGACACGCCCUACGAGGAAUAUGCAGGAACUCCAGAUUUUUGGCCUCCAGAAUGGAUCCAGCAACAACAGUACUACGCCGACCAUGCUACCGUCUGGAGUCUCGGCAUUCUCCUACACAGCUUAGUCUGUGGAGAAAUGCCCUUCAGUAAUGAGGAGGAAAUUGUUGCUGGGUCCCUCAAUUUCAUACCUGGCCUGUCUGAAUCCUGCCGCCAUCUGAUCAACUGGUGCUUGGAGCAAGAUCCCACCAAGAGACCAAGCCUGAGGCAGAUCAGUAAACAUGGGUGGUUCACAGAAGGCCUUUCAGGUUAGCCAGAUGAUGGAUAGGCCAUGUUGGGUCAGAACAUCAGCACCCAACAACUCACCCAACCAAUUCUAAUUGACAACUCUACAGUAUCUCACAAAGUGAGUACACCCCUCACAUUUUUGUAAAUAUUUUAUUAUAUCUUUUCAUGUGACAACACUGAAGAAAUGACACUCUGCUCCAAUGUAAAGUAGUGAGUGUACAGCCUGUAUAACAGUGUAAAUUUGCUGUCCCCUCAACAUAACUCAACACACAGCCAUUAAUGUCUAAACCGUUGGCAGCAAAAGUGAGUACACCCCUAAGUGGAAAUGUCCAAAUUGGGCCCAAUUAGCCAUUUACCCUCCCCGGUGUCAUGUGACUCGUUAGUGUUACAAGGUCUCAGGUGUGAAUGGGGA